UGAUGAUAUCUUGAUAUUGGAACUUGCCAUUGACAGAGUUUCCCAAAAUGGGGAAAUUAAACUAUUGCUUGGUGAAGAAGAAAAAGAAGUUUCACCAUGUUGCCUUCUCCAUUGUCUUACUAAUGAUGGAAGACUUCCCAUUUUCCAUUUUGCUAGGUAACUCCCCAGCUGUUUCAACCUAUAUGAGAUUAUUUUUCAAUGGUUUGAACUGGUUUCUUUGCCUGACGUUGAUCAUUUUUUCUGAAGGAUCUAUGAAUUAAUAUAAAUGUCUUUGUAGUGCUACUGUUGCUUCAGUGUCACCCCAGUCUACUGAUUUUGAAGAAAAAAAAAUGACACUUCUAUAGUGGCAUGGCAUCAUCACAAGAUGUGCUAGUUGAAUGUUUUAGUGCUAGGAAGCAAAUCAACCAAGUGGAUUCAGGGCUGCAACCCCCUGAAAUAGACAGAGGUCACAAAAAAAUUUCAGCAAAUGCUCAAUCAUCUGCAACAGAAAAAUUUAGCUCAGAAGAAGUGGUUAAAACCACAAAUCAGAACCAAGGUGCAAAUUUGGAGAAGUCCACAUCCAAAACAUCUGUGCCUGUGGAUGCUGGACGUGUGAAUAAUUUUAGGACACAACAAACUCAAGAAGUAGCUGAAGUUAAACCUCGUACAAUUUCUUUCUCAGGAAAUUCCUUAGGUAAUUUUUCCAUUCCUUCAAUUGGGCCAAUUGCUGGAACUGGCAGUGUCAUGGAGUUACCUGUAAAGAUGGCAUUAACAGGAUUUUCUACUGCUUCAUCAAACUCAAGCAAACUUCAAAUUUCUUCAAAAAGUGAUGAAACACUCUCAUUCCACGCCAUUUAGUGGUGAUCUAAGAAGAACUUUUGAUUCUUCUGAUAGAAAUUCUUCUAUUGCAAAUGAGACAGCUGCAACUUCAGUAUCAAUCGGUUCUUUCAAGCAAAGAGCCAUGGCGGGAGCAGGGAGUAUUGAAUCAUUACCUGCUUUUCCCCGCGCAAGGUUGCAAUCGCAGAAGGUUUUCCGUCGGAGCCUCACUUCACCAGGGAGACUUAUGAGGCAAUUCCAUCUAAUCAAUUCCAUGAUGUUGAAGAGAUGGCCAGGAAAUUGGAUAGUCUUCUAGAAGGUAUAGAAGGUGAAGGUGGGCUAAGAGAUGCUUCCAUCUGUGCUCACAGGAGUUCAGUUUUGGAAUUGGAGGAAGGUAUAGAGUGUUUCAGAGAAAUGCAGGAUAUGGAGAGUAAGCUUUCAUAUUCAUUCUCUACCUCAUCUGAUAUCUGGUAUGAUGCCAUGUUUCUUAAUGG
Molecule: messenger RNA, 1289 nt
Organism: Solanum tuberosum (potato)
Lineage: Eukaryota; Viridiplantae; Streptophyta; Magnoliopsida; Solanales; Solanaceae
Exons: 3
Coding region: 349-837 (162 amino acids)
Source: RefSeq, a predicted model, not a curated record